Messenger RNA from Rhipicephalus microplus (southern cattle tick), 1633 nucleotides. RefSeq names its product WNT inhibitory factor 1 (gene shf). Gene Ontology annotation, molecular function: signaling receptor binding. Gene Ontology annotation, cellular component: cell surface; extracellular region. NCBI's taxonomy places the organism in Eukaryota, Metazoa, Arthropoda, Arachnida, Ixodida, Ixodidae. Gene Ontology annotation, biological process: anatomical structure development. The record is from RefSeq and is a predicted model, not a curated record.
GCAUGGCGCUGCUCGUGGUGGUGGUGGUGGUGGUGGAGCUCCUGGUGGCAGCCGACGCGGGACGCGCAAAGCCUCGGAACGACGACUUCUCCCUUUGGAUCGACGAGAAACAAGUACGGGAAUUCAGUGGGUUUCCGAUGGAGAUCUUUGCCAUAUUGGACGGCGUGGUGCUUCCGUACAUCCUUGAUCCAAACUUCGAAAGGUACCUGCCCGUCAUUCCCUCUGGAGUGAACUCGGUCAACUUCACCUGGAAGGCCGGUGAGAACAAGCACUACUAUUACGACUUCGACAUGUUGCAGUCCUUCGACAGCUCCAUUUUGAAGGAUCCCGUGAUAUCCAUUGACACCAAAGGAAAAGUACCCCGAAAAGCAAAAGUGUUCCAAGUGUUCCUGCCAUGCUGGGGCAAUGUCACUGGAAUGGCGUCGUUUGGGAUCGGACUUCGCAUCGAGAACGACAAGGGCCGCUACUUGAGCGGCACGCCACUUCGACUGCGAUUGCAGAAACAGUGUGCCGACAACCGCCCAGACCCUGAAUGUGAUCGAAAAUGUGCUAACGGAGGUCGCUGCAACGCCGAGAAGAUCUGCGAGUGUCCAAAGCGAUACAUGGGUCGCUACUGCAGGACAGCGCUGUGCUAUCCACAGUGCAUGAACGGAGGAACGUGUGUGGCUCCGGGAGUGUGCGACUGCGCCAUCGGAUACCAGGGACCGCACUGCGAAGGAGGCAUCUGCGCAGAAAAGUGCCUCAAUGGGGGAAAGUGCGUCCAAAAAGAUACCUGCUCCUGCCGACGCGGGUACUAUGGGCCCCGUUGCGAAUACAGCAAGUGUUCCAUCCCGUGCCUCAAUGGUGGACGCUGUGUAGGUGUCAACCAAUGCCGAUGCACAAAGAGCUUUGUUGGCCCGCAGUGUGCUCACCAAGUCGACGGCACUGCAGUUGUACAGAGGGAGCACUGCCAGAGGCGCUGCGUGCAUGGUGUCUGCAUCCGACACAACCGGUGUCUUUGCGAUGAAGGAUUCUUUGGUCGGAGGUGCGCCAGGCGUAGGUAUACCUAGGAGGAAAGAACGUCGGAAAAAGCAGUUCGUCUGAAAGCUGCCCAUAUUUGAAAGCUUACACUUCAAUGCACAUACAGUGGUGUGCUGCAGUGACACAGGAACAGAAGCCACCUGAUGCAAGCUGCCGCAUGUGUUGUAAAUGUUUCUGUGUAAAUAAGGUGCUUUAUGCAUCACGUGUUUUCAUAUCAACACACAAAAACUAUGAAACCACAAGCGACGUGCCAAAGACAGAUUGUUGUGGUUUCUAGCCAUAGAAGCAGCCAAUGCUGAUGUGCUUCAGAGCAUAAUGUGCCAAAUGUGCUGCCACUCUUCAGUGACCAAGGUCUCACCAGUGCGGAAGGCCACCAUUUGACUGCGACACUCGCCCCAUCUAGUCCUGCUUAUUGGAUUUGUGCCACCUGUGUGUCCACACACAGCUGUAAUCCAUUAAUUGACUUGUUUUUUGUUUGCAUCCUCAUUUAAACAAUUCAUUCAUACUAGGAUUUCAAAAAAAAUCGCAGUUCACAAAUGAAGCUGCGAACUGGUUUGUUGACACUGUCAAAAAACUUACGAAGGCAAUAAAGUUGUCAUUUCUCUGACUCGAA